AUGUGGAAGGUUGCAUGUCACCGCAGGCCGUUUUCCAUUGCCCCACAUGGCCCCACAGUGAGAGCAUUCAAAGCAGCAGCACCAGCUGGCCUGAUGUUGUGCCAGGGAGCUCACUGUGUCAACAUAUUGAUCUUGGCCUUUGUUUUGGGCUGGUGGUCUCUAGCUAACAUCAAAGCACAGAUUCUCCGCAACGAUGGGCUUCAACUGGUGGAUAUCAUUGUGGCAUCGUGGGAUCGUCAGGGCUGCACAGUGAUCUACAAUGACCACAUCCCUAUUUUCCCACCAGUACUGCCAGCAAGGAGUGCUGUUGCCUGCAACCAACCCUGUCCCUUUGCCAACUUGGCGGUCUUACCUCUCAGAUGCUUGCAGGCAGCAAGGCCGCUGGUGCCUGCCAUCAAACAAACGAGAAUUCUGGGGCUGCAUCUGCAAAUGCCUAAAUAG
Ostreobium quekettii is the source of this 441-nucleotide messenger RNA. Lineage: Eukaryota; Viridiplantae; Chlorophyta; Ulvophyceae; Bryopsidales; Ostreobiaceae. The record is from the annotation of a GenBank genome assembly.